Molecule: messenger RNA, 1785 nt
Organism: Zingiber officinale
Lineage: Eukaryota; Viridiplantae; Streptophyta; Magnoliopsida; Zingiberales; Zingiberaceae
Product: protein farnesyltransferase subunit beta
Exons: 14
Coding region: 56-1543 (495 amino acids)
Biological process (GO): protein farnesylation
Cellular component (GO): protein farnesyltransferase complex
Molecular function (GO): protein farnesyltransferase activity
Source: RefSeq, a predicted model, not a curated record
UUGGCGUUGGGCAUCGAGGGAAGCACGGAACAAAUCAAAAGGACGCUUUCUUUCGAUGCGAUUCCGCUUCCGUCACCGACGUAUCGGAAGGCCCAAUCCCAAAGGUAAUCGCCGGAUUCCUGCUUCCUCCGGCGAAGAAGCUAGUAGCGUAGCCGCCGACCACUCCUCUACGUCUCCUUCCUCCUGUCCUGCAAGGAGCUGUAGUACCUCCGCGCUGAUGGAGUCCUCCCACCCCUCGCCCUCCCCUCCUUCCGAGCAACCGAGGCUCACCGUGACGCAGAUCGAGCAGCUCAGAGUGGAGGCCAAAGUGUUCGAGAUCUACCGUGUCCUCAAUGGAGUCGACCCGCCCACCAUGUCUUUGAUGCUAGAGCUUUGGCGUGAUAAGCACAUUGAGUUUUUAACAAAAGGACUCGGGAAUCUUGGGCCAAGCUACAAUGUUCUAGAUGCCAAUCGACCUUGGCUUUGCUACUGGAUCAUGCACUCAAUUGCGUUGCUAGGAGAAUCUCUGGACUUGGAGCUUGAGGAAAAUGUGGUUGAAUUUUUAUUUCGGUGUCAGGAUAAAAAUGGUGGAUAUGGUGGCGGGCCAGGUCAGAUGCCUCAUCUUGCAACAACUUACGCUGCAGUUAACACGCUCAUAACUUUAGGAAGUGAGAAGGCAUUAUUAUCUAUAGACAGAGAGAAUCUGCACAAGUUCUUUCUGCGGAUGAAAGAUUCUUCUGGUGCAUUCAGAAUGCAUGAUGGAGGUGAAAUUGAUGUUCGUGCUUGCUACACGGCAAUAUCGGUUGCUAGUAUUCUCAACAUUUUGGAUGAUGAGCUCGUGAAAGGUCUUGGAAAUUACAUCUUGAGUUGUCAAACAUAUGAAGGUGGUAUCGCUGGAGAGCCUAGCUCAGAAGCUCAUGGAGGGUACACAUUCUGUGGGCUGGCUACAAUGAUUCUGAUUAAUGAGGCUGAUAGAUUGGAUCUUCCAAGUUUAAUUGACUGGGUUGCCUUUCGCCAAGGAGUUGAGUGUGGAUUUCAAGGACGGGCAAAUAAAUUGGUUGACGGUUGCUACUCAUUUUGGCAAGGAGGUUCUCUUGCUUUGGCACAGAGGCUCUUGCCAAUUGUUCGGCAACAGCUGCAGUUAUCUUUAAUUGGAGUUCAACCAUCUGUUGAGUGUAAGACCAAUAAUGGCUUUACGGCUGAGGAAGCUGGUCUUGAUAAUGAAAAUCUUUCACAUUUUGGUUUUUCUUUCAUACAAAGACAUAGUGAAUGUGGCCCAUUAUUCCAGAGUGUGGCCUUGCAGCAAUAUAUACUCCUAUGUUCACAGGUGCUAGAAGGUGGGUUCAAGGACAAGCCCGGCAAGCACCGGGACUUCUACCACUCGUGCUACUGUCUAAGUGGUCUGUCACUGUCUCAGCAUAGCUGGUCAGGAGAUGCUGGUGCAGCUCCAUUGCCAGGGGCUGUGCUGGGUCCCUACACCAACCUGUUGGAGCCUGUUCAUCCACUCUUCAAUGUGGUUCUCGACAAAUACUACAAAUCGCACGAAUUCUUCUCAGCUCUAUGAUUAUUUCGCACCCAAGAGUCAGGAGUUUCAUCUGGAUUGAUCCUGCCCUUUCGACACUGAUGAACUUUCUUAGUUUUCAGGGGUCCUGAAUGUUUAAUUUUAUUGAUGUAAUAUUUAUUGGUAGCAGAUAAUUUAGGGAGACGAAGCACUGCUACUAGGCUUUCUAAUAGAGUUCAUAACACAAGAUUAGCAGUAUGUUAUUUAUUGUUACCACAUUUAUUAAGCGAAUGGUAGUUUUUGUU